Messenger RNA from Kwoniella mangroviensis CBS 8507, 564 nucleotides. RefSeq lists its product as uncharacterized. Bases 1 to 564 code for a protein of 187 amino acids. NCBI's taxonomy places the organism in Eukaryota, Fungi, Basidiomycota, Tremellomycetes, Tremellales, Cryptococcaceae. The record is from RefSeq and is a predicted model, not a curated record. The transcript has a single exon.
AUGUCGUAUCCUAUCAAUCCAUACAGAAUCACCCUCGCCUCUCAAAAGGUAGCCUUCACUUCCGAUAUCCUCCAACGUAUCAUAUCGUUCCUACCAAGGGAAUCACUCUUCGCCACUCUAUUGACCAAUCGAUUCUUUUACGGUAUCACGGCGAAGAUCCUCUACGGGCGGAUCAUCAUCAGUCCACCAGAUCAGCAUGACAAGAUACAACCGAAAGAGAAAGCGGGCGAUUCCGAUUCCAAUUCCAGUACCGAUGAAGACGAUAUGGACAUGGAAACAGAUCAAGAACGAAGCACUAAGAUCACCAAUCCCAAAUCGAGAUCCAAUCCUUUCAUCGAGAUGUCGCCGUUCACCCAACACUUGUCAGAGGAAUAUACCAAAUCAUUCCUAUUAUCACUCACUGAUCGAAUUGAUUUAUACAUCCAUAAAGAAGAAGAAUGUCCCAACCGUCGAAAAACUCUCACUGCUUUACCUAACUUGAGGGUAUUGCAUUUGGCAGGAGGACAACAGAAGAAUGAAUAUCCAGAAUGGGAAGGGGGAACAUGGAAAAACAAAUUUUGUUAA